Molecule: messenger RNA, 3235 nt
Organism: Mycotypha africana
Lineage: Eukaryota; Fungi; Mucoromycota; Mucoromycetes; Mucorales; Mycotyphaceae
Exons: 5
Coding region: 446-2851 (801 amino acids)
Molecular function (GO): protein-containing complex binding; protein binding
Source: RefSeq, a predicted model, not a curated record
CACGACACAGCUGUUUGGGUGGCUUUGUUUUCAUUAAUGUUGUUGGUAGCAUUCUUCAUUUUAAUUACUGCUGUGUAGUGUUCUUUGUUCUAGAUGACUGUUGUGCGACUAGUGCACUACAGCCAUUUGAAAAAGUUCGUCUCAUAAGCUCUUGAGCGUUUUAUAUUGAUGUCAAAAAGCAGACCAGUGAUAAUAGACGUCAGAGAUUUGUAAGGAUCCCGUUCGAAGAGAUAUGAUCGACACAACGAUGAAAUUCAGCAAAUGUGCCUAUUGUUUUAUACUUCCUCGUCAAAAUCUCAUUUAAAUCUCAGAUUAAUUCUAUUUUUCUUUUUUUCACACUGUUCCGCCGAGUCUCUUUCGCCUCUUUUUUCCAUUAAUGCAGACGCCGUAGAACCGAACAAUAGCAUUAACUUAUAAAUAUCGAUUUCGAUUAACAGACAGAACAAUGAUUGAUAUCCGCAAGGAAACUGUUUGGCCAACAACGUCACCAAGGUCAUCCAACUCGUCCUCUUCGUCUUUGGAAAUAAGUGACGACCGCUCAUUCCCACCUGAACUAUUGCAAUCGCUCAAACAGCAUUCACUUUUUCAACGUGCCAAGAAUGAGAGUUUUUUAGAGAAAAUUGCUUGCUGUAUGCAUCUCAGAACUUACAGUCCUCGUGAUGUUAUUAUUGUUGAAGGAGAGCCAGCAAAAGCCAUGUUUUUCCUUUUGAGAGGAUCAGUUGACGUGUGCAGCAAAGAUUAUGAAAGAAUUUAUGCAACCUUACCUAAGGGAUCCUGCUUUGGAGAGAUCGGCAUUUUAUACUCUAUGCCGAGAACAGCUACUGUUAUUGCCAGUACAAAAUGUAUUGUCGCUUCAUUGACAGCCGAUGAAGUAAACAGUAUUCUUCCUCAAUAUCCGGAAGUUGAAAAGGUUCUUCGAUUUGAGGCAGAAGAACGCUUGACACUGUUAAGAAAAAGCAAGAAUUUAAAUGAUGCAGACAAAGUAACCCAAAAGCCUUUGACUGAACGAAACGUUGAGGAUUUCAGAAGCGCUAAUAAUCUUCUACAAACGAUUCCUUAUUUCCAAAAUUGUCCAGAAGAAUUUCUGCAUUCGGUGUCACUAAAAGUUGAACCGCGCCACUAUGCUCCGAACGAUUUGAUUCUGAGAAAAGGUGAACAAGGGAAUGAGUUAUUCUUUAUCAUUAAUGGCACCGUUGAGAUAGCAAAUAUUGACAGUGCUAUCAAUGAUCCCUUCACUCCAGUGGCACGACUCUCUGCAGGAGACUAUUUUGGAGAUAUAUCUGUCUUACUGAAUGCUCCUCGUCCCGCCGAUGUCAAAGCUGUGACUCCCAUAGAGUUGUAUGUACUCAAUAAAACUGAUUUUAUUGAUGUCAUUAGUCGCUUUCCAAACCUUCAAAAUCACUUGAAAACAAUGGCAGAGACUUCUUUGAACAACUUGAGACAGAAGAAAAGUGGUUUAGAAAAAGGUACCGUCUUCAUAUUGCCAGUAUCGCCUAUUAUACCAACACAAUCAUCUGCUGAAAUAACAUCAACCUCGGUGGCUGGUCCUGUCAUUACAUUAGAUUCAAUAUGUAGUACAACCAGUGACCAAGAUCCAACUUUAUUACCCCCAACGACUGUCACUAAUGUCUUGAAACAAACAGAGACUAGGAGGAGACGGGCGAGUGUAGCUAUCUGGUCAGACCCACAUCUGGUUGCCCUCGCCAAUAAAAACCUAAAAACUAAACACGAUGAGCUUGAAAAGUCCAGUCUCAAGGAAGACAUUGUUAUUAACGACGAAAUCAUGCAGCCUGCCAGAAUUGCCGGCGACGGUUGUUUGGAACUAUUUCAUGAAGAUAUUCUAGCUAUUAUUAUCAACUACUUGGAUUUUUUGUCCAUUCUUCGCUUCUCUACAGUUUCAAAACGAUGCCGUGAAUUUAUUCGUCACUCACAUAAAAUUCUACAGCAUGUAGAUCUUGCGCCACUGCACAAGCUGAUCACAGAUAAUGCUGCCAAAGCUAUUGCUGAAGUUGUAGGCAACCGUCCACGCAGACUUUCCUUGUCGCAAUGUUUCUAUAUUACUGAUGAUGGCUUUGAAAAUAUGAUCAAAGACAUGAAAAAUGUGGAGGCGAUGGAUUUGAACUCUUGUUGGCUUUUGACGGAUAGGAGUCUUAACCGCUUGGCAGAAGCUUGUCCGCACUUAACGAAACUUGACCUGUCCAAUUGUCGAAAAAUCAGCGAUAUUGGUAUAUUCAAACUGUUAGACAGAAAAGCUGCAUACAACUACCCACAACUUGAAGAGCUACGUUUAUCCUAUUGUAAAAAAUUAACAGAUAUGGCUAUGGGGCAUCUCGUCGAAUUUUGCUCACAGACAUUGCGAUCUCUCAAUAUACAACGUUGUACGCGGAUCACUGAUCAAGGAUUCAAGAAAUGGGCCGAUAGUACAGCACCAUUUUCCUCACUACAAUAUUUGAAUUUAACUGAUUGCAGCUUUUUAACAGAUCAAGCCGUUGCAUAUCUUGUUGCCGCAGCACCAAACCUGAAAGACCUGUCACUCAGCUUCUGUUGCGCCUUAUCAGAUAGAGCCAUCGAGAGUUUAAUAUCUUUACCUCAACUAACCUCUCUAGAUGCAAGUUUUUGUGGAGCAGCCAUUUCUGAUAUUUCGAUCAAACAACUACUCAGUUCUAUUUCCAUACAGAAUCUUAGUUCAUUGAACCUGAGAGGAUGUGUUCGUAUAACAGAUUUGUGCAUUGAAACCAUACUCAAUUCUGUACAUAUCAAUCAACUUAAUAUCAGUCAGUGUCCCGGCAUCAGUUUAGAGGCCAAACGCCUUAUCCAAGGUUCAAACAUUAUCAAACAACUUGUAGUAUAAUAGCUUGCAUCUAGGUUGGAGUUAGCAGACGUUUAUGUAGAAUUCUUUUUGUAAAUAUAUCUAUAGUGAUAUGCCUUAAUGGGAUUAUCAUUUUGUUCUCUCGUUACGAACAACUCAGCAUUUAUUGUUGGCAAGUCGUAGGUGGUACAUAGUUAUUUUUUCUUUUUUCUCUUUUUGGUGUAUUUUUUCUGCUUUGAAUUAAAUGAAUGUAUAAUAUAUUGUUUGCAAAUACUUUAUUUUAAAACUAACAAUAAAUAAAAAAUGUAAACUAUGAAGCAAUAAGAAGGGAGUAGUUAGUCUGUACAGUAUGUCUGAGGGUAAUUAUACUAUAGACGGCUUGUUAGUAAGAAGCAACCGAGCCAACAGAUUCUCGUCUUCGCGCUC